AUGAUUAAGCCAAAAAAGUCCUCGCGUGAACUAUGGAAUUAAUUGGGUUUACGAAACCACAUUAAACAAGCAUUUGAAGAAAAAGAAUCUAAUUGGGGUUAAAUCGUUGAUUCCAAUAAGAAAAACCUAGUAAUUCAUUAAACUAUUCUCAGAGCCAAAGAUCCAUCUCAGAAUAUGCUAUAACAUAAAAAUUAAAAGACCAACAUAAUUCUUUUAUCAAAAAUAAAGAAAAACCUUUUACGAAAACCUUUUUAGAAGAUUAAAUUGAAAAAGGAAAUUAAGAUAAAGAUGAGUGGUUACAAUUAGCAUAGAUUAAUGAAAAAUCUCAUCUUUCACCUAUAAAUAAAAAACAUUCCAAUGAUUAAACCUUUUCUCCAAUUAAUAGACUUAAAAAUGAAGAAUAAUCUGUUAUUUAACAAUAAUCAUUCUAAAUAAAUAUUGAAAAAAAUAAUAUUUGCAAAUUACCAGGACAUGAAAAUAAUUAAUACAAAUUUAUUUGUAUAGAUAAUGAUUGUCCAUAUAAAUUAUAAAAAGCAUGUGCACAUUGUGUUAUCAAAAUGCAUACUAAGCAUGUUAGUCAAAUGAAAGAAAUUUAAAAUUAUGAACAAUUAAUUGAAUAAAAUAUUAAAAAGGCUGAUGAAUUAAUGGAUUAAAGUUAAGAAUUAUUUAAAGUAAUUCAAAAACCUUAUGAAAAUUAUUUUCUCUAAAUCAAAAAUUAAAUAAUCGCACUUAUUAAUGAUCUUCAAUAAAAACUGUUAUAAAUUAAUAAGGAUUAAAUAUAAAAAAUUAUUAAUAAUGACAUAGAAAUUAUUUAAAAUUAUAAUUCNCCUCAUAAAUGGAUUUUUUAUCUCCAAAUUUAAUGGAUAUUUGUCAUUCCAUUUUUUGAUAUCUCAUAUUAGAGAAUCCAAAUAACUCUUUUAUGCUAAUAUCUAAUAAAGCUUAAUUUCAUGAUAUUAUUCUCAGUAGAUAAUCCAUAUUAUAAACAUCUUCUACUUCCAGAAUUAAUUAAUUACACUUUUUAACCCUUUAUCAUUUCAUUAUUAAAAUUUACAUUCACUCUUUUCCAAUUUCUUAUUAAAUAAAUUUAUUUACGUACCAUUAGACUUUAUAGUUAAGUAUGA
Paramecium sonneborni is the source of this 1121-nucleotide messenger RNA. The record is from the annotation of a GenBank genome assembly. Lineage: Eukaryota; Ciliophora; Oligohymenophorea; Peniculida; Parameciidae.